Molecule: messenger RNA, 2252 nt
Organism: Formica exsecta
Lineage: Eukaryota; Metazoa; Arthropoda; Insecta; Hymenoptera; Formicidae
Product: dnaJ homolog subfamily B member 6-like
Exons: 8
Coding region: 247-1230 (327 amino acids)
Cellular component (GO): nucleus; cytoplasm
Molecular function (GO): protein folding chaperone; Hsp70 protein binding
Source: RefSeq, a predicted model, not a curated record
AAAUCGAGAAACAUUGUUCUUGGAUAAUCGAAUUUUGUUUGAGGCAACUUCACGGCGGUUGUCGCGUAUCUCCAAUCUCCACUUUUGUCCGCGAACGUGUGCUUUCUUUCCGAUCGAGAGGAAUAAAACGGUUUACUUUUACCAAUUAAUAAAAUCGAUUAAAAUUUGACGAUUGGCGACUAAUACGCAACGAACAGGAACCAUUUUCGGUGGUUUCCUAAGUCCUGAUUCCAAACGUGCUGAACGAUGGUCGACUACUACAAAGUGCUCGAAGUACAGCGGACUGUUUCUAGUGCUGAUAUAAAAAAAGCGUACAGAAAGUUGGCAUUGAAAUGGCAUCCAGACAAGAAUCCCGAUGAUUUGGAAGAGGCAAAUAGAAGAUUCAAGGAAAUAUCAGAAGCUUAUGAAGUUUUGAGCGAUGAUGUGAAGAGACGCACUUACGAUCAGCGCUUAUAUCAGAAGGCGGCGUCAAGACCCGGCCGUGGAUUCACCUUCCGGAGUUUCUUUGAUUCUCCUUUCCAGCGAUAUUUCGAAAAGAAGAGGCGUGUUUACGAUCAGUAUGGCAAAGAAGGUCUUCAAAUGCCCGGAGGUAAACGACGCCAUGGAGAUGAUUUUGAUCCGCACUUUGCUGGCACAUUCGUUUUUAGAGAUCCCGAAGAAGUAUUUAGAGAAUUUUUCGACGGUAUACCCUUCGAAGAUUUAUUUGCCGGUUUUCAUGGUUGUUCCCGGAGAGGCGCUACGGGGAGACAUGGUCAUCCGACUAGCAAUAGUCUGAGUACUUCCUUCUUUGGUCCCUUUGGAUUCGGCUUUCGUUUGCCGUUCGAUAAUCUAAUGGAGAAUGCCGGUGGCGCAGGAAACUUUACCUCUUUCGGUGCUUUUACCAGUUUCGACGGAGCGAGCGGUGGUGCUGCUGUGAAACGUACCAGUACCUCGACUCGUUUCAUCGACGGAAAGAAAAUUACGACCAAAAAAGUCUAUGAAAAUGGGAAAGAAACUAUAAUGUCUUACGAAAACGAUGUACUGAAAUCAAAGACGGUGAACGGCGUACCACAGUCAAUAACGUUCGACGAAGCAUCGACGAGUCGUCAAGUCUGUGAGAACUUCAAUGAUAACACGAUGGGUAACCACAGCUCGAAUGCGAUCCACAACGACUAUCUAAAAGCUAGCAGAGUAAAGACGCGUCAUCAUCCGCACACGAGUAAGAAGCACGAUAGAAGUAAGAGGAAAUAAAUUGCUCUUGUCAAGUUCCUUAUAUAUUCAAGUCGACAAGUAUACGCUCCUAAUGUACUCGAUUGAUGUAAUUUAAUUCAAAUUUUCAAUUUAUAUAUAUAUAUAUACAUGUCACUAUUAUCUCCAUUGUCUACUAUCUAAUAGAAAUUCAAGAAACAUAUUGCCAAUUUAGAUAUGAGUUAUUACAUAAAAGGGGGAGAGAGAGAGAGAGAGCGAGAGCGAGAGAGAGAGAGAGAAAGAGAGAUAAAAAAAAGAUAUCUUAUAACACAAUUGGUUUUUUGACAUAUCUAUGCGGUUCGGUUAAUAAAAUUCAUUUCAAAAGACAAGAUUUGUCAGCUUUUGGUUUCGAAAGCGAAGCGGCGCGCUAUCCGUUAUCAUUGAAUCAUUUAGUUUUGUAAAACAAUGAGCUGUUCGAGUCGAGUUAGGUACUCGUGAUAGCGUAUCGCUUACGCUGUUAAUUCAAACUUUACAAUUUGCAAGUAACAUCCGCCUCAUCUUUACCGAUAGCUGUAAAACGUCAAAUCGAUAUCGUUUGCGCUAAUUUAAAUCUCGAUUAAACUAGGUAUACAGAACUGACGCUAGGUUACAGAACUGACGCAAACUUAUAAUUUCUCAAACAAAAAUGCCUUUUACAUCUUUCGUAUCGGUUAAUAAUAGUUAUAAUUUAUUUUCGUUGCUGUGUAUUUUUAUUCUCGCGUUGGCUAUAGCGUUAUUUACCAAUUUAAGUUUUAGCUAAAUACACACACGCUGAAAUAUAUCGUUGGAAGUGUGUUAGGGAACUGUUUCCUUUGAUUAGUUGUAUUUCGAUAUGUGUAUAUAAUGAUAAGCAAAAUGUUAUAUAUAUAAAAAUACAUUAUUAAUAUACACUAAUAAUCUUGAGUCGGAAUGAGUGAAACUUUAGUACGGGACUGAAAUGCAAAGGGCAAAAGUUAAAUUAUUGUUUGUUAAGAAGGGUAAUAAAUUGUAACAGAGAGACAUAUGCGAGAAGUAAUUUUAUGCUGACUGUAAUAAAGUGAAUACAA